ACAUAUACUUAUUACUCAUUUCUUCUUAGUUGGUAACCCCCAAAACACAAAAAUCAUUUCCUCACAGUUAGACCACAGUCCAAACAAUGCAAUUCAACUGUGUUCAUUUUCUUCAAAACAAGACGAUUCUUGUGACCGGCGCAACCGGUUUCCUUGCAAAGGUUUUUGUGGAGAAAAUUUUGAGAGUACAACCAAAUGUGAAUAAGCUGUACCUCGUGGUGAGAGCAUCCGACAAUGAAGCCGCGAAGAAACGCUUACGCACAGAGGCAUUUGAGAAAGAUCUUUUUAAGGUGUUAAGAGAGAAUCUUGGCGAUGAGAAAUUGAAUGUAUUGUUGUCCGAAAAAGUUGUCCCGGUGGCUGGUGAUAUCGCGAUGGAUCAUUUAGGCAUGAAGGACUCUCAACUCAGAGAACGUAUACAAAAAGAAAUCGAUAUUGUUGUCAAUGUCGCAGCCACAACUAACUUCGACGAGAGAUAUGAUGUUGGUCUUGGAAUUAACACAUUUGGAGCUCUCAAUGUCCUUAACUUUGCCAAAAAAUGUGUUAAAGCUCAAUUGCUUCUCCAUGUUUCAACUGCUUAUGUUUGGGGAGAGAAACCAGGUCUCCUACCUGAAAAACCAUUCGUCAUGGAAGAGAUUCGUAGCGAGAAUGGUCUUCAAUUGGAUAUAAACCUUGAAAGGAAGCUUAUGAAGCAACGAUUGAAAGAACUCAAUGAACAAGAUUGUUCCGAAGAAGACAUUACUCUCUCCAUGAAAGAACUCGGCAUGGAAAGAGCAAAGCUUCAUGGAUGGCCAAACACAUAUGUUUUCACCAAAUCGAUGGGAGAGAUGCUUCUUGGUAACCAUAAAGAAAAUCUUCCUCUCGUCAUUAUCCGUCCCACCAUGAUCACUAGCACUCUUUCAGAACCAUUUCCUGGUUGGAUAGAAGGAUUAAGAACUGUAGACAGCGUUAUUAUUGCGUACGGAAAAGGAGUGCUCAAGUGUUUUCUUGUCGAUGUAAACUCGGUUUGCGAUAUGAUACCAGCGGAUAUGGUGGCAAACGCGAUGAUCACAGCUGCGGCCACACAUGCUGGAGGUUCAAAUGUUCACAUGGUGUACCAAGUUGGUUCAUCUCACCAAAACCCAAUAACAUAUGGAGAGAUCCGUGAGAUUUAAUUUUGUUUUGUUUCUUCACCAAAAACUCUUUGCGCAGUCGCAAUGGCUCUUUGAUAACCGUCACAAAAAUGAAGCUAAUACCAACUAUGGCUUUGUUCAGUCUCUACAUGACCCUACGUUACAAACUACCUCUCCAGGUAUUUAUAGGAAUAAGAGGAUUUUUAGUUA
Messenger RNA from Arabidopsis arenosa, 1319 nucleotides. Lineage: Eukaryota; Viridiplantae; Streptophyta; Magnoliopsida; Brassicales; Brassicaceae. The record is from the annotation of a GenBank genome assembly.